CGCUGGCCCGUUUGUGAAUGAGCAGCAGAGAGUAGCGCAGCACCUCAGAUCAGAGUCCCAGCCAAGCCCAGGAGCGGAGAGAGAGGGAGAGAAAGAACGAGAGGAAGGAAAAGUUGGCCAAAUGGAGUUCUUUACAGGAGUCAGACCUUUAUUAUUUUCAUAUGUACUCAUUAACGGCAUACUAAUCACUUUGCAGACUAAAGAAGAGGUGCUUUUGGAUAUGAGGGCAACAGGAGGAGAGCUGGGCUGGCUGACAUGGCCUUUAGAUCAGGGGGACAAACCCGGGUGGGAGGUCAUCCAGCGAACCCUGAAUGGCUCUCAGUUCUACACCUUCUCUGUCUGCAACGUCGGAGAGCGUGAACAGGACAACUGGCUUCGCACCACCUUCAUCCAGCGCCGUCUGUCGGCUUCGCGGGUCUUCGUGGAGCUCCAGUUCAUCGUACGUGACUGCAACUCGUUCGACGGUGCCUCGCUGACCUGCAAAGAAACUUUCAACCUCUUCACGUCCGAGUCGGACGCGGACGUGGGCACCACCUUCCGCAAGGGCCAGUUUAAGAAAGUGGCCACCAUCGCGCCUGACGAGAUCACCAGCAAAAACGAGCUGCGCAUCAACACCGAGACGAAAGUGGUGGAGAACCUGUCUCGGAAAGGCUUCUACUUGGCCUUUCAAGACAUCGGAGCCUGCAUCGCUCUUCUCUCCGUCAGGGUCUACUAUAAAACUUGCCCGGCCACAGUCAAGAGUCUUGCUUCGUUCCCCGAGACCGUGGCCGGAGGUGAGAACCAGGCGCUGAGGGAAGUGAGCGGGGUGUGCGUGGAGAACGCCAUCAGCGAGGAGCUGCCUCGCAUCUACUGCACUGUCGAUGGGGAGUGGGUGGUGCCAGUCGGACAGUGCCAGUGCAAACCAGGCUAUGAAGAAGUUGAAGACGAGUGUCAAGAGUGUAAGACUGGCUUCUUCAAGGCAGAGGCGUCCGGGGACAAGUGUACGCCAUGUCCAGCCAACACCCAAGAGCUGGACUCUGGAGCUGUGGUCUGUCCCUGCAUGGAUGGCUUUUACCGGGCCCUAAAUGACCCCCCUACUGGACCCUGCUCAGGACUCCCGUCUGCCCCACGUGACCUCGUUGCCACCACCAGCGCAGGAAAACUCCUCCUCACCUGGAGCCCGCCUGAAGACACCGGAGGUCGCACGGACAUCACCUACAGUAUUGAAUGCCAGCGCUGUGAGGGGAUGGUGUGCCAGUCCUGCGGAGAGAAAAUCCGUUAUGAGCCGGCCAGCGUGGGUCUGACUGACACCAAGGUUUCUGUGAGCGAGCUGGACGCUCACCUCAACUACACCUUCACCGUGGAGGCACACAGCGGCGUGACGCUGCUCACUAGCCAGGCGGUGCCACCAGCUAAUAGACCGCCAUCCACCAGCGCUCUGACUACAUCCCUGCUCUACACAGAUCCCCCAAAGAUCACUGCGAUGCGAGUGAUGGAGAGGAGCUCCACAAGCUUGUCCCUCUUCUGGGAUGUAAAGCCACGGGUCCACGCCCGGCCCAUCCGCUAUGAACUUACCUACCGCAAGAAGGAUGAUAACCUGGAUGUGACGACCUACACCGUGCUCAUACUGGAGAAGAACUCUGUACAGAUCAAAGACCUGGUCCCGGGCACGGCCUACCUGUUCAGGGUGCAGGCCCUCAGCAGCGAUGGCAGCCCUGGAGGCUCCAGCAUGGAGGAGCAGUUUGAGACCUCAGAACACCUCACGCAAAACAACACGGCAGUGAUCUUUGGCGUAGCCGCCGGAGGAGCGGCCAUGUUGUUCAUUGUGAUCGUGGUGCUAUUCCUGCGCAGACGGAAGAGGAACUCUCACACCAGGCAAGGACCAGAGGACACCUACUUCUCCAGCUCAGAGCAACUGAAGCCUCUGAAGACCUACGUGGAUCCACACACAUACGAGGACCCCAACACAGCCGUCCUGAAGUUUGCCACUGAAAUCCACCCCAGCCACAUAACCAAACAGAAAGUCAUCGGAGCUGGAGAGUUUGGUGAGGUGUACCGCGGUAUUCUGAAGGUGCCGGGGAGGAAAGAAGUAGCGGUGGCCAUCAAGACAUUGAAACCAGGCUACACAGAGAAGCAGAGGCAGGACUUCCUGAGCGAGGCCUCCAUCAUGGGCCAGUUCUCCCACCAGAACAUCAUUCGUCUGGAAGGGGUGGUCACCAAAUGUAAGGACUUCUUCAAACAUGCCAUGAUUGUGACAGAAUACAUGGAGAAUGGAGCACUGGACAGGUACCUUCGGGACCACGAUGGCGAGUUUGCCUCCUUCCAGCUGGUGGGCAUGCUGCGUGGCAUUGCUGCGGGCAUGAAGUACCUCUCUGACAUGAGCUACGUGCACCGUGACCUAGCAGCCCGCAACAUCCUCGUCAACAACACCCUGGAGUGUAAAGUGUCCGACUUCGGCCUGUCCCGGGUGCUGGAGGACGAUCCUGAGGGGACGUACACCACAAGCGGAGGUAAGAUCCCCAUUCGCUGGACGGCUCCAGAGGCAAUAGCAUACAGGAAGUUCACCUCAGCGAGCGACGUGUGGAGUUUUGGCAUCGUCAUGUGGGAGGUCAUGGCCUUUGGAGAAAGGCCUUACUGGGACAUGAGUAACCAUGAGGUGAUGAAGGCGAUCAACGAGGCUUUUAGACUCCCGGCGCCGAUGGACUGUCCCUCAGCCGUCUACCAGCUGAUGUUGCAGUGCUGGCUCCAGGAUCGCUCCAAGAGGCCGCGCUUCGGAGACAUCGUCAGCCUGCUGGACAAGCUGCUGCGGAGCCCCGACUCCCUGAAGACCAUCGCAGACUUCGACCCACGCAUAUCCAUUCGCCUGCCCAGCACCAGCGGCUCAGACGGUUCCCCCUUCAGGUCGGUGUCGGAGUGGCUGGAGUCCAUCAAGAUGAGUCAGUACAGCGAGAACUUCGCCUGCGCCGGCGUCGUCACCAUGGACCAGGUCCUGCAGAUGAAGAACGAGGAUAUUAAGAACAUCGGGGUGAGGCUGCCCGGCCAUUUGAAAAGAAUCGCCUACAGCAUCCUGGGCUUAAAAGACCAGACAAGCACCCUGAGCGUGUUUGCCGUGUGAUCGUGACAACGGAGUGGAAUGAAAUUUCGGGGCAGGGACGCAGGCAGCCCUUUGAACUCUUAAGCUGAGCUGGAGCAAAACUGCAGGGACGGCUUCGGAUCGGCAGGACCAAGAGAACUGUGCCAUCCUUCGGGGGCCGACUGAAUCGGACUGACUUACUGUACAUUUUUUUUUUUUUUGAUUUCUUCAUCUUAUCCACACGGGAAUCAAGCAAAUAUACAACAAUAGAUGUAUCAAGUAGACUCUGUAUAUUUAGAUUUCUAUUUUAUUACCCAAGUCGUCUGUACAGAUACAAUUCAUCGCUCGUACAUUUAUUUUUUUUUCUCUUCAUUUCGCAUUCCUGCUUUAUAAGAAAAAUCAACAAUCAAACCGGUUCUGGGAAGAGCUUCAGAAUUGCACCCAGAGCCUGUUGCGUCAGUCGUGAAACAAACAAGGGAAGCACAGUAAGUGUGAUAGCAUGGGAGAGUCCAGCCCCGGCUCAGGUUGUGGUCGGCGCUGAUGUCACGGCGUCUCCCUUUAAUUGGCACUUUGGUCCAUUUCCUGUCAGACCAAUGAGGAUGGAGAGCGUCUAGAGGGGCUGAGGUGAGCUUGAGCUGGCCCGGUUAAGUUUAAAGAGUUUGGCGUGUAAACGCAGAUGGACUUGGUGUUGUUUCUGGCCUUCUGCUGGCUCUGCGCAGAAAUUAAGCUAUAAUCAUAUAAGUGAUGUUAUAUGAAAAAAAAAAAAAGAGAGAGGAUAUAUAUGAGGUACUUCGUGUGUACAGAUUCACUUUUUUUUUGUUUGUUUGUUUUGUUUCUUUGUGUUUGGGAAAUUUACCAAAAACAAGUUAUAAUGUAGCACUUGGAUUUAGAGAUUCUCAUUGUCUCGGUUUGUCUCGGAAGAAUUGCAAGAAAAAAGGGCUAUUACACACAAAAUCCUGAAUGAAAAGAAAUGAUGUGGAAGUGUGGAUGGAAUCAAAUUAGAAUGCAAUUCAUCUGCUUUGUAGCACGACAGCAAUGAGGAGGAAGAGUUUGCCAGAACGGAGAUACCCUGAAAAAAAAAAAAGAAAAAAAAGAAGAAGACCUUAAAGAUGAUGACUCUUGUUGUGGUUGAGAUGAUUUCAUACUUAAUAAUAGUUUGGUUUGCAAUUUCAACGUCUCAUUUAGUUUUGUAGAUGCUGUAAAAAAGAAAAAAGAAAACAUUCAUGCAUAUUUCUGUUGACGGGAUGAAGCUGUGUGCUCUGACAGCGUGGAGCUCCUCUCGUUCAGGAAGCUUAAAGACAUUUUAAAGUGCCUGUUUGUGGAACAUUAGCGGGUGUGUGUGCAGCGGACGGUUUCCCCAGUGCUCUUGAUUGAUGACUGCAAAUCAUUGUGUUACUGAUGUACACCUUCCUUUACUUGAAUUUUGACUGUGUUUUCAAAUGUAUCUAUGAUUCCUCUGUAGCUGAUAGAUCCAUCUUUGGAAAAGGGAUUAUUUUUUUCUUCUUUUAAUUGUUAUUACUCUGGUUUUAAUGGUUGCAACUGCAUUUCACAUUUUGUAUGAUUUCACCAUCUACCAUAUAACCAAACUGAUUAUUUUCACUUUCCAAAGCGGUGUCUCCUACUUUUGCUGCCUUCUUGAGAUCUUCCUUCAUCAAAGAGCAAACUUCCUUCUUUUUUUUUGCCUGUUGUUUUAUACUGUAUUUAAUAGCCUAUUUAUUUUUUACUUUUAUUUAUUUAUACUGAUAAAAACACUGAGCUGGAAUUGUAAUUGAAGGUUGUUCUCUCAUUCUCAAUGACAAUAAUAAUAAUAAAAUAAA
Acanthopagrus latus (yellowfin seabream) is the source of this 4869-nucleotide messenger RNA. RefSeq names its product eph receptor A2 b (gene epha2b). Bases 122 to 3094 code for a protein of 990 amino acids. Gene Ontology annotation, cellular component: neuron projection; plasma membrane. The record is from RefSeq and is a predicted model, not a curated record. The transcript is spliced from 17 exons. NCBI's taxonomy places the organism in Eukaryota, Metazoa, Chordata, Actinopteri, Spariformes, Sparidae. Gene Ontology annotation, molecular function: transmembrane-ephrin receptor activity; ATP binding; protein binding. Gene Ontology annotation, biological process: cell surface receptor protein tyrosine kinase signaling pathway; axon guidance; protein phosphorylation.